AGCAUUCACCCUCCACCAUUGUACGUCCGCGGCUUAGAGGCCUCAGGGAAAAACUUUUGAGACACUUAAGGGACCACUAAAGGAUUUUUUUAGAUAUUUACUGAAAAUUUACUGGUUUACCUCAUUUUGUAUGGCUCUGUGAUUCUUGUUAACUAUCGUGGAAAUCAGUUUGUGAGUCGCUGCCAUGUCGAACAGGAUUUGACGAUUUUUCUAGCUGUGACAGAAUUGACAAGGUUAAAAAGGAAGAAGAGAGCAUUAUAAAAGAGAAUAGGGAGCGAGAAGCUGGCGGAAGACCGCCAUUAGGGACUCCUCUAGCCACGGAAAAAGCUAGUAUUAUCCCGUGAGUGACCAUUGGUCAGGUUUAUUUCUUUCUUGUUCCCUUCUCAACGUUGAUUACGAGAAAAUCAGCCCACACGCUUGACAAAAUGUGACGAGGCGUGAAGACAUUGGGGCUAAUGGGUACAGAAACUACGUCAUCGUAGGUAAACAAACGGGGACUCCCCUGCAAAGACCUCAGCUUUGCUUUUUCCGCUUUGCAUUAAGUAGCAAUGGCGUCCGUGUACGCACAAGAAGAGAAUUCCUUAAGUCCUUACAGAAAGCUACUCGUCGAUUUCUCGUUUGAUCUUUCGAAAAAAGACGUCGAGACGUUAAAACUCGCGGGCGUCGAUGUCAUUCCAUGCAGAAUAACAGAAAACAUUGCCACUGGGUUGCAGUUCUUCGAUGUUCUGGAGCAAGAUGGUAGAAUUGGACCGCGAAAUCUAAACCUUCUGCAGGAUAUGCUUAAAACAGUUGGCAGGCUGGAUCUUGCUUGGAAAAUUCAGGCUUUUUUAUCAACAUCCCCGAACAGUGGUACUGACGAAGCUACAUUUCCCGAUGGAGGCUUGAAUGGUCCAGAAAAUGGAAGUCUUUCAAACCAUGCAGCGAAAAGAAGCAAGCUCUCUUUUAACGACACAGAAGGUAGAGGGCAUAAACUAAAUUUUGAACUUCUUUCGCUAAUCCUGACUUGUUUACUUGUUUUUAAAACUUUCUCAAAAGGGCCAUUAACUUGUGAUCAGAUUGCAUGGCAGGAUGACUCAGUACCAGACGGCAUUCAGGAUGACCCUCCUUUGAAUGAUAUGGCUAGAUCACGACAAGCCCCGGAACAGGUAGAAGCAUCCCAGCUUGCUCGUCAGUCGCUGUUGAACAGUUCGGAUCAUGCUGGUGGUCCUGCAGUGGUUAUGAGAGGCGGUCAUGCAGCCGCUGCUCCACAAAUAAGCAGUUGUCUUGCCGCUGUAGGUUUUACAUCAUCUGAUGGGAACAUAGGCUCCUCGUCAAGUGUUAGGGGCCCUAGUGCACUGGGAUCUUCAGGAACACAGACGGGACAGCAACAUAUGGGGAUUCAGGGUAGCUCGGCAUCUGGUCGGAUCAAACAUGUUGGACCAGAGCCCACUCGAUAUGUAGAUUUUCUCGCUUGUCAAGGCUACGUUGUGGAAAUAUUAGGUGGCAAACAUUUCAAGACUCCUGAAGGCGAGUUUGUGGAAAUGAAGAGUGGGACGCAGUAUAAGAUACACGUGAAAAACACACAUGCCUACGCUUGCAAUUUGGAUGUAUCUAUUGAUGGUUAUGACGUUGGAGGGUGGGUUGUUGAUGGAGGACAAGAGUUCACAAUAGAGAGGCCUGCGUACGAGGCAAAGAAACUCACGUUCUACCGUGUGAAAACCGCGCCUGAGGAAGCGGGCAUUGAACCAGGCAGGGCCGAAAAUGGUGUUGUGAAGUGUGUGUUCACACCUGAAGCGUUCCUUAAUAUUCCUGUGAUAAUUUCUGAAUCGCCUCAGCCGCUGAAUAUAAACAUGCCUCCAUCCACGACAGUUGGCGAUCUAAAACGUGAAAUACAACACAAGUUGAAUGUGACUGAAGACCCGGAUCAAGUUCUUUGUGUCGCGGAGGACAAGGUUUUAUUAAACUCUGAUUCAGUGAGGUAAGUGCAAACGCUCACUGCAUGUCGGGAUUAACAUAUAUUACUUGUAGAAUCGACAAGCAGAAAAUGGACAUGGAUCGGCCACACACUCAGAAGACCAAAUUACUGCAUUGUCCGACAAGCUCUUCGUUGGAACCCGUAGGGAAGUAGACGGAGUGGGAAACCGCGGAACAGCUGAAGGAGAGACACAGACCACACCAUCCAGUCGAGAGGUCUUUCCUGACAUCAGCUGGAACGCCUGACCAGGGACAGAGGGGACUGGAGGGACUUUGUCAGUGGCCUAUGUUCCGAGAUGGAAUAAUAACAGGCUUCAGAUCAGAUCAGAUUUGUAGAAUCAUUUUCUUUAAUUGUUUCGUGGAAGUAAAUGCAGCUAUUUUAUGAUCUUUGAAGUCUUGCAAUCAAAAGCUAAUAUAUUUUUCUCGGGAUCUUUCCCAAUAUAUCCAAUUAGUUUAAGUAGACAUAUUACGGUGCAUACCCAUCCUGGGAGUCCCAGGGGCAGUUAGUUGGGGUGAAAAUAAGUAAAUCCGGCAAGGGGGAAGAGCCCCGGGGGAGGGGCCUCCCAUAUAAAAAGGACGGGUGUGCUAAUGGUACCCUUUAGGGGUUUAAAAAAGCGGUUUUAGUGUCUCUUAGAGAGUUCCCCCCCGUAAGGUAUA
Messenger RNA from Orbicella faveolata, 2610 nucleotides. RefSeq lists its product as uncharacterized. The record is from RefSeq and is a predicted model, not a curated record. Lineage: Eukaryota; Metazoa; Cnidaria; Anthozoa; Scleractinia; Merulinidae.